Messenger RNA from Heterotrigona itama, 1721 nucleotides. NCBI's taxonomy places the organism in Eukaryota, Metazoa, Arthropoda, Insecta, Hymenoptera, Apidae. The record is from the annotation of a GenBank genome assembly.
GCAUUAUCGGCUAGUACGUUACAGAGUAAGUAUCGUCGUCGACCGGACUUUCGUUGUCCCGGCGUCUAAAAAUGCGGUUCUUCAGCUCAUUUUGCCUUUUAUUGGCGGUCACAAUCGCCACUGCGGAAAUCUACUUUGAGGAGAAAUUCCUCGACGAUUCCUGGGAGAAGAAUUGGGUCUACUCUGAACAUCCAGGAAAAGAAUUUGGAAAAUUUGUUUUAAGUCAUGGAAAAUUCUGGAAUGAGCCAGAAAAUGACAAAGGUAUCCAAACAUCACAAGAUGCCAGAUUCUAUGCUUUGAGCAGGAAGUUUAAACCGUUCAACAAUAAAGACAAAACACUUGUUAUCCAAUUUACUGUUAAGCAUGAACAAAAUAUUGAUUGUGGCGGUGGAUAUGUAAAAGUAUUUGACUGCUCAUUGGAUCAAAAAGACAUGCAUGGUGACAGUCCAUAUCAGAUUAUGUUUGGACCUGAUAUUUGUGGACCUGGUACAAAGAAAGUUCACGUGAUCUUCAGCUACAAGGGCAAAAACCUUUUGAUUAACAAGGAUAUUCGCUGCAAAGAUGACAUAUAUACUCACUUGUACAGCUUAAUUGUUAAGCCUGACAAUACAUACAAAGUUCUAAUUGAUAACGAAGAAGUAGAGUCUGGCGAAUUGGAAGCUGACUGGGACUUUCUUCCACCAAAGAAGAUCAAGGAUCCAUCCCAGAGCAAACCUGAAGAUUGGGAUGAUAAGGCCACUAUCCCUGAUCCAGAUGACCAGAAACCAGAAGAUUGGGACAAACCAGAGCAUAUUCCCGAUCCCGAAGCCACCAAACCCGAAGAUUGGGACGAUGAAAUGGACGGAGAAUGGGAAGCUCCAAUGAUCGAUAAUCCUGAAUAUAAGGGUGAAUGGAAACCGAAACAAAUUGACAAUCCAAACUAUAAAGGGCCCUGGAUUCACCCAGAGAUCGAUAAUCCCGAAUACACAUCUGAUCCAGAAUUGUACAAGAGGGACGAAAUCUGCGCUCUCGGUUUUGACCUCUGGCAAGUGAAAUCUGGAACAAUUUUCGAUAAUGUACUGAUCACUGAUGACCUCGAAGUCGCUCGUAAAUUUGGCGAAGAAGUUUGGAAGCCUACUUUGGAAGGUGAGAAAAAGACGAAGGAGGCUCAAGAUGAAGAGGAAAGAAAACAGAGACAAAAGGAGAGCAAAGAAAAUGAAGAUAACAAGGACGAUGACGAGGAUGAAGAUGCGGAUGAGGAGGACAACAGUGUCCCUGAUGCUGAAGAACACGACGAAUUGUAAAUAAUGUGUUGUGAUCGACACGAACACAGACUAAUAUUCCAGGAGCUGUGUGGCCGCGACACGCACUAACUUUCCACAAAAAACACGUAAAAAUCGUAGCAACAAGAAAAAGAGAAACUAACCAUUGCCACAAAACAAACAGAUCCUUUCUGACCAAAUGAAAGUCUACGGGAAAAGAAACAAAUAGUUAUUGAAUUCGUGGAAUUUCAAGAUCUGAGUCUCCAAUAAGAGUUCUUUCAUUUUUCUCUACUAGAAAUUUUCACCUUCAUAACUUGAAUUUUCUAACCUAGUCUUCAGUCGUUCAAUCGUGUUCCGUGAAAUUCAUCGGUGUGUGAGGUUAUUGCUCUGAGUGUCAAAGGAAAGAAAUCAAAGUGCUCAUUACGUGCUACCACGAUGUAAUUGCAUACAUAUAGGAUGUAUAUAUAUAUAUAUAUAUGU